AUGCCUUGGGAUAUAGGUGGAAAGCAGCCGCUUACCUCGGUCACACAUCCUUACACGGGUGCGGAUUACUAUGUUGGCAGUCCAUUGCAGGCAAUUAAUCUCGAAUGGUACCCGAUGAAUCUUGUUUUGUGCUUUAAGCUUAUCCUAGGUCACUUCUUGUACGUACUACUUGAAAAAAGUCGCCAAAAAAUGUUAUCACUGAUGGCAUUGCUAGACCGCAAGCGCACAUCCGACUUGAAGCUUUUGAAAGAGUUCGAUUAUCCUGCCAGUACUUCAAAGCUGGUGUCUGAUCAGGAACUUCUCGAGGGUUUCAAAGAGUGCGGCGAACACGAUGUACGGCUUCUACAAGAGGUGCGGAUAGUCUAUCCGCCACUGUAUUCAAAGUUUUUUGAGAGCAACUUGGAAGAGAACGUUACGAGAAGCAGCGGAGAGAGGUAAACGCUGAACGCAGAACUUUUUCUUCCUUUUCCGUCGUCAUUGAAGACCACUCAUCUCAAAUAAUGCUAUCGCUAUUGCCAUGCUAUCGCUAUAGCUCACUUUUCGUUUGUAUUAGUCCUCCCAUUCCGAGAUGGGCAUUUCAUAUGGUUGAGUUAGUUUGGGUAUGCACAGUGUGCAAUUUUUCCGUGUGCAUUUGGUGAUCUCUUGCUAUUGUUUUUGCAUUUGUUUUUGGGUGUAC
Messenger RNA from Cylicocyclus nassatus, 676 nucleotides. The record is from the annotation of a GenBank genome assembly. Lineage: Eukaryota; Metazoa; Nematoda; Chromadorea; Rhabditida; Strongylidae.